AUGCUGAGUGAGAGCCUGAACUGUAUUAUCUGUUUGCCCUUACAGCUGGUGAGUGAGCAACAAGAGAGCCGUCCGCUUUUAAGCCCAUCCAUCGAAGAUUUCCUCUGCGAGACCAAGUGUGAUGGGCUUUCCCGCGCAGUGACUUCCAACACAGCUGUUCUGUCUUCAACACUGGACCUGUUGGAUCUCAGUGAACCCGGCGAGAGGAGGAGCAGCAAGGACAAAAGGAGCCCUCUGUCGUCCCGGGUCAGCAGCCAGAAGAACAGCCUACGCAGAAAGAAGAAGGAGACGGACGAGACGGAGCUGAUCCAGGUGGAAGUUGAACAGACAGAAGAAAUCAUGAGGACCCCAGAGAGAGUGUCACUCGACUCAGUUACCAUGUGUACACCGUUGGAUAAAUGGGAAGAGCUGAAUCCUCACCCUGAGAGAAAUGGAAACAGGAAAUGGAAGAUGGAAAGGCGGCGUUCUUCUAAAAAUUCAUCCAAUGAAUUCCUAUGGUCCAUAGACUGUAAAACCCAAUUAGAGGCAUUGAACAAGAACUCCUUGGACGCAAACACCAAAGUGGAUCCAGAGUCUGCUCUAGCAUCUCAACUCAACAGGCAGUAUAUUAGUGGAAGACAUGUAAGCCUCCCUAUGCAUCCUUUCAUAUGACAUUCAAC
Messenger RNA from Notothenia coriiceps (black rockcod), 659 nucleotides. RefSeq names its product PEX5-related protein-like. The transcript has 5 exons. Lineage: Eukaryota; Metazoa; Chordata; Actinopteri; Perciformes; Nototheniidae. The record is from RefSeq and is a predicted model, not a curated record. The coding region runs from base 1 to 651 and encodes 216 amino acids.